This is a messenger RNA of Paramecium tetraurelia, 1371 nucleotides long. RefSeq lists its product as uncharacterized. The record is from RefSeq and is a predicted model, not a curated record. The transcript has 3 exons. NCBI's taxonomy places the organism in Eukaryota, Ciliophora, Oligohymenophorea, Peniculida, Parameciidae.
AUGUUAUAAAGAAUUAAAAUUGUUAGAUCCCUCAAUCAGAAAUUGAGAUAUCGCUACGAAUAGCUCUCCGCAGAGCUCUACUUCUUGAAUUAAAGAGAUUGCUAUGGGGCCAAAACACCCAAAUCAGUCAAACUCAAACCAUUGAAAGCAGCCAAUCAAGGAUAUCUGGCCAACAAUCACGAAAGUUCAGACACUUGCUAUGUCACUGGAGUGCCCUAUGGUUAAACCAAAGACAAAUUCCAGAAUUACGAUCUCUUCAACAGUCUUAACACUCAAAUGCAUCCAGAUCUAAUCGUAUUGCAAUUGGACCCCUCCCCUUAUCUAGCAAGGCAGAGAUUCCUCGCUCACAAAUGUGCACUCCAAAAUGUCGAGGGCUACGAAAUGUACGACACCCCCUUGAUUGAUCCCCUCAAACCACAUGCUUGGGAAGAAGCAGUAGUCAAUCUAGUCGUCUUAGAUAUGCUCAAUGCCAACAAAAAUAUGGAAGAAAUUGAUUGGUCCAAAGGACUCAGCACCUACUCCUAUGCCAACAUUCAAUCCAAAGAAAUACAAGAAGCCAAUAAAAAUCUAUUCAUAUAAACUAUCGACGAACACAUUAUCAACCAUAGAUAUUCAGAAUAUUAUCUCAUUAAUCGUGUCCUCUACACAGCCCUUAUGGGUAAACACAAAGUUCUGUUGGCUGACAUGCCUGAUCACUUGCAUAAACUAAAUUUAGGUGGCACUCUUGAAAUCCAAGAGGCCAGAGAUCUCUUCAAAUACACACUACAAAAGACCAAAUAGAUGAAUGAUAUUCCUAUCACUCUCAGAAAAGCCGCGUACGAUUUCUUGCCACAUGUCUUUUAAACACCUAAGGAUCUGUAUAUGACUGCAAUGUUGAAGAGUGCUUUCGAAGGAUGCGAAACUAUAAAUGCCUAUGUGGGGAUACCACACCUAGUACCCAUCAACAAUUAUUGGGUUGAAGCUCCUCAUGGUAUCAACUAUACUGAAGCCACUCGAAUUCCCCCCAGAAGAACAGGAGAAACUGAUGAAAAUUAAAUUGAAAAAAUGGCACUUUUAGAUGUCCUGCUCGAAACCCACACUUGGGCAGAACCCUACUUGAGCAAUCCCUUCCCCUACAUUGUCGAGGAUCUUACACAAGCCACAGCUGGAGAUUUGAAGGCAAUGAAAGAAUGCUUCUUACAAUAUUACUAAAAGUACAGUGCAUAUAAAAAUGAAUUGCAAAAAGAAUUGCCAAAUCUAAGAAAUCAUGAUAUUAAAUUCAUUGAACAAACUAGACAAGCCGUUCCUGAUAUGAAAUAUGAAAAGUCUAUCGAGAUCAAAGCUCUAACAAACAAGCAAUUAUAAUAAAGAAAUGUAGAAAUAGUAUAAUGA